UUCGAAGGAAACGUGUCAAGCUCUGGGUGUUCUCAUCACUGUGGUUUGCCGUUCCCAUGCCCUACUCUUCGCAGCCGAUCCCAUUUCCCCACCCCGCCUCCGUUUCCACCGUCGUCUCCCUUCCUCCUCUUCGUGCUUCUUUCAGGGUUUACACCCUUGUUAACGGCUAAAUUCCGAUAGAUCAAAGCAUGCUUAGUUCUUGUUAGGACUGGAUUAGGGCAUCGGCAAUUCAUUUGCUUGAAGAAACCCUUUCGCCCCGAGAAAUUUUAGGCUGAAAUCCCUUUCUCUUAUAAUAAUUUCUUCUGCAGAUAUGAGUCGCAUAUGAGAGGUGUAUAUUGUUCGUCGAUGACGUGGAGCUGGAAGAUCUAGUGAUGUCCUACCACGGAGGGAGUAGCCUCGGCGACGGCCAUCUGCAGAUGCAAUUCGAGCAGGAGCAGGACCUUGAGCUACACGAUGAUACCAACGGAGACAGGUCCGAGGGUCCUUCCAGAUGCCUUCGAUGCGGCAUCAACGCGAAUGCAACACCACAUAUGCGCCGUGGGCCUGAUGGACCGAGGACCCUUUGUAAUGCAUGUGGCAUUGCUUGGACAAAGCUGAUGGACCAUUAUAGAGUUUUAUACAAACAGGGCAAAAUGAGGAGAAUGAUUAAUUCAAAUGGCCCUGUGGACGACGUUACAAUAGCUAAGUUGGUACCUGAAAUUGACAUGGAAUUUGAAAGUGAAGAAAAGGCAUAUGAAUUUUACAAUAAGUAUGCAGGACAGAUAGGUUUUAGUGUGAGAAAAAGUUCAUCUGGUAAAUCGUCUGAAAACAUUACUAGGUCUAGAACCUUUGUUUGCUCUAGACAAGGUUUCCGUAAGGACAAAAAGGGAGCUAAGGAAGUCAAGAGACCCAGACCAGAAACAAGAAUUGGGUGCCCUGCACGAAUGACAAUUAAAAUAACUCCAAAUAAUAAAUACCGAGUGACAGAAUUUGUUGCAGACCACAAUCACCAACCAGCACCUCCUUCAACAACCCACAUGUUAAGGUCUCAACGAAUAACCAUUGAGCUACAGGCUGCUGAAGCAGAUUUUUCUGAUGAUUCUGGAGCAACUCCAAAAUCUACCAAUGAGACUGCACCAAGGCCAAUUGGUGGCCCUAGAAAUGUCAAGUUUCUUCCUGCAGAUUACAAAAAUAAUCUCCGAUCAAAACGCAUGAAGGCCAUGCAGACGGGUGAUGCUGGAGCUGUGUUGAAGUAUCUUCAGAGCAUGCAGCUUGAUGAUCCCUCCUUUUUUUAUGCUAUUCAAGUUGAUGAGGAUGAUAAGUUAACUAACAUUUUCUGGGCUGAUGCAAAAUCUAGAGCGGACUUCAACUACUUUGGUGAUGUUGUGUGCUUGGACAUGACUUACAAAAUAAAUGGGUAUGGUAGGCCUUUCGUACUGUUCCUUGGAGUUAAUCAUCAUAAACAAACAACUAUCUUUGGUGCAGCAUUGAUGUAUGAUGAAUCACUAGAAUCUUUCAAAUGGUUAUUUGAGACUUUCAAAAUUGGGAUGCAUGGAAAGCAACCAAAGACAAUAUUGACAGAUCAAUCUAUCACAAUUAUUAAUGCGGUAGCUAUAGCGUGGCCUGGAACUAAUUAUCGCCAAUGUGUAUGGCAUGUCUACCAGAAUGCUUUUAAACAUCUUAAUCAUGUAUUCCAAGGUUCAAAAACUUUUUCAAAGGAUUUUAGUAAGUGUAUCUAUGAUUACAAGGAAGAGGGAGAGUUUUUAUUAGCAUGGACUUCAAUGCUAGAGAAACAUGAUCUCAGAAAUAAUGAAUGGUUAGUCAAAUUAAUUGAGGAUAAAGAAAAAUGGGCCUUACCAUAUGGCCGAGACAUAUUCUGUGCUGACAUAAAAAGCACACUACAGACUGAAAGCUUGAGUACUGUGCUAAAGAAGUGCUUGAGUCCUCAGCUAGAUCUCUUAUCAUUUUUCAAACAGUAUGAGAGAAUGUUGGAUGAACAUCGAUAUGCAGAAUUACAAGCUGAUUUUCAUGCAAGUCAAAGCUUUCCAAGAAUACCUGCUUCGAAGUUGCUCAAACAAGCUGCUAAUAUGUAUACACCUGCGGUAUUUGAAAUAUUCAGGAAGGAGUUUGAGAUGUUUAUGGACAGUAUGUUGUUUAGUUGUAGCGAGGGGGAGACAGUAUCUGAGUACAGAGUUGCUGUUCCUGAGCAACCUAAAGAACACUAUGUUAGCUUUGACCCCAGCGACUGUUCUGCAUUCUGCAGUUGCAAAAGGUUUGAGUUUAUGGGGAUACAGUGUUGUCAUGUACUGAAGGUUCUUGACUUCAGAAAUAUCAAGGAGUUGCCUCUUAAGUAUUUUCUUAAAAGAUGGAAAAAGGAUGCAAAAUCUGGGGAUGAAUGCGAUCAUGAAUUGCCUGCAAAUGAUGGAGACCCCAAGUCACCUACAGUUUCAUCUCCAAAUGUUCCAGUGACAUCAUCCUAUAUGCAACAGCAGGCUUUCCUUGGCAUGGGUCAAUUUAAUCAAGAUCCCUCGGUUUCCAAUUUCCAUCAGCACUCAUUCCAUGCCAAUUCUCAAUUAAAUCAGGGAUAUGCAGCUGCAAAUAUGCAUGCACAACCAUUUCUUGGGAGUUCCCAUUUGAAUAAUCAGACAAGCAAUCGAGACCAUUGAGACAUUCUAUUCUGAAAGCUUAAUCAUCAUCGAAAUUUCUCAUAUGAAAUUUUGUAAUCCAGGAAUCUAAAGGAACUGCCCUGCCACCCCUUGUACACAUUGUGUAAGUCCCCUCCUAGAGAUCUCAAAUUUUUGGCAUUGGCCAACUUAAGUUAGCUUCCAGAAGGAGAUGUAAAAGCAUCUCCCUUUGGAAACAUGUAAACCUCCUAAAUUAUGGUAGAUGUUCCUGUCAUGGCGAAGGCUAACGUGUUAUUUUGCCUGUGUUUCAGUUUAUUGAAUAGUUUGCCUAACCUCAUAAACAUGUAUGUAUCAUAACUUGCAUUUGUUUCGUUAUUAUCUAGUUCAAAGAGUUUAGUUUUUGUUA
Messenger RNA from Zingiber officinale, 3009 nucleotides. RefSeq names its product protein FAR1-RELATED SEQUENCE 5-like. NCBI's taxonomy places the organism in Eukaryota, Viridiplantae, Streptophyta, Magnoliopsida, Zingiberales, Zingiberaceae. Bases 372 to 2645 code for a protein of 757 amino acids. Gene Ontology annotation, biological process: regulation of DNA-templated transcription. Gene Ontology annotation, molecular function: zinc ion binding; sequence-specific DNA binding. The transcript has 5 exons. The record is from RefSeq and is a predicted model, not a curated record.